AUGACGUUUUCCGGUGGCGGUGCUGCGGCCACCCAUGUGGCCGGCACGCGGCAGCCCAAGGCGAUGUCGUCGGGCACUGUUGGCAGCUCCGAGAUCAAGGCCGAGGCCGUAUCGGCCGUGCAGCUCCGUGUUGGAGAUCUUUAUUGGAAGCAAGAUGGCCCGUACGGCUGGACACUAGGCCAAGUCACAGCCUUCGAUCACAAUCAGCAAGAGGCGACGUUCGUACUCAUCGACGAAGCCACAGGCGAGCACUUACGCCGCAAUGAUGACGACGAGUUGCCGGCCGACGUACCACUCGAGCAACAAGUUAAUCUGCGACAAACGCCACUUUUUGCCGCCAAUCCAUUGUUCAGCACGGCUGCUGACAUGACGUCACUUCGACACUUACACGAAGCUGCCCUGGCCAAGAACCUGGAAGACCGCGCAGCUCUAGAAAACCAACGUCCAUACACAUUCAUGGCCAACGUGUUGAUCGCUGUGAACCCUUUACGGCAGUUGCCAGACCCUGACAAGAUGCUGUUCGUGGGUCAACCUCUGGACCGCUGUCCGCCUCACCCAUACAACGUAGCAGAGAACGCCUAUCGGCAACUAUGUGCCGUGCGAGCUGUGAUGCAAAACCAGAGCAUCAUUAUCAGCGGAGAAAGUGGCUCUGGCAAAACCGAGACGUCCAAGAUCAUCCUGGACUUCCUCACCAUGCGUGCGGUGCACAACCCCGCUCUUUCCACUGCGUCAUGUACUUCAGCUUCGGACGACGAGCUGGAGCCUGAAUUCACAGCCCACAACCGACCCGUUCUGGGUUGCAUGGGUCCCCCCGGCUCUUCCACAUUGGCCAUGUCGUAUCCACAGUCCAGUGGCAAGAGCAAAUUGUCUCCUGUUGCAGUGGGGGAACGUCUGAUGGAAACAAUUCCAAUCCUCGAGUCGUUUGGCAAUGCCAAAACCCAUCGCAACCACAAUUCCAGUCGAUUCGGCAAGUAUAUGCGCCUACAAUUUGCUAACGAGACGCACGAACUUACCGGUGCCAGUAUUGACACGUAUCUCCUGGAAAAGAGUCGAUUGGUGUUCCAGCCACAAGGUGAACGCAAUUUCCACGUCUUUUACGAGCUGUUGCACUCGGACGACACCGAAUAUCUCGAGAAAAGUUUCCACCUCAAGCCCAAAACCCCGGAAGCUUACUCGUAUUUAAACCAAUCCGGCUGUAUGCGCUCGGAUCUCAUCGACGACGCCGAGAACUUCCGCAACUUGAAGAGCGCGUUGCAAUUUAUUGGCAUUCGUGACAGCGCGCAACAUGAAAUUUUCCGUCUAGUGGCGGGGCUGUUGCAUAUGGGCAAUAUUCGCAUCAGCCAGGAGGAUACAGAGGAAGGCGAGACAGCCUGUAUCCGUCAAGACGACGUGGCGUCGCAAGAGGCUGUGCGUCACGCCUCCGAGCUGCUUGGCGUCUCGGUCGAACAGCUUACAGAGAGCAUUUUACUCAAGCGCAUCAUGACCCGAGGCUCGCGACGCAACUCGAUCUACUUUAUCAAACGAGACGUGCGCAACGCCGUGUACUCCCGCGACACGAUUGCCAAAACCAUCUACGAAAACACCUUCACGUGGCUCAUGUGGGAGUGCGCUGCUGCGUUGGACUACGACUCGUUCCGCAGCGACGUGGUGCCGUACAUUGGCGUGCUGGAUAUCUUUGGCUUUGAAGACUUUGAGCCGAAAAACCGCAACUCGUUCGAGCAGCUGCUGAUCAAUUACGCCAACGAGACUCUGCAGAGUCUGUUCAACUCGUGCAUCUUUGAGGCGGAACAGGAACUGUACAAGAGCGAGCACAUCUACCACCCGACGAACCACUCGCUGUCGUUCCCGUUCCCUCUUCCUGGCCAGGGAGUUCAGGUGCAGGAUCCGGACAAUGAAAUCGACUUUUUAGCUGAACAAGUGGCCCCCAGUGGAGACCUCGUGGCCUAUUCGGACAACCGAGAGUGCCUGAACUUGAUCGCCAGUCGGCAUGGCGGUCUCUUUGCUACUAUUGACAACGUGUCGCGCUUGCCGAUGCCCUCGGACAGGAAGCUGAACGAGCGUCUGCAUACGUUAUUCAAGCGUCAUCCGUGCUUCCCGACGCCUCAUCCCAAGGAUAUCCGGGACACGUUCCUGAUCCGCCACUACGCCGGCACGGUCUCGUACACCAUCAACUCGUUCGUGGACAAGAACAACAAUAUCAUCUCGGAUCAGUUCGAGGAGCUGCUCAAGAACUCGUCGUCACGUGUGCUGCAAGACCUGACUGGCAAUACUCGCCAUGGCAACCGUGCGCGCUCGGCGUCUACAGUGUCGUUGAAAUCCGCCGGCCUGUCGCCUCUGGGUGGCGGCUCGGCGUCCUCGAAGCGUCUCAAAGGAGGCAGUACGUCCAACUUGUUCUCCACGCAGAUGAAGGGACUGACCACGGAACUGGAAGGCACCAGCUGCAACUUUGUGCGUUGUAUCAAGCCGAAUACGCAGAUGAAGGUGGGGCAUUUCGACCGUCCGUUCGUCGUGGAGCAGCUGCGAUGCUCCGGAACAGUACAAGCCUGUGAAGUGCUGCGUGUCGGUCUGCCUACGCGUAUUCUGUACGCUGAGGUGGUGGACGUGUACCGCAACUUGUUGCCGCUUAAAGUUUUCUGUCGCUUCGAGUCGAACGACAAGCUCUUCACACAGGCGAUUCUAUGGGCCUACGACUUUCCUACCAACGCGUACCGGUUAGGAGACACGCGCUUGUUCUUCCGAACGGGCAAGAUCGAUCUGCUGGACAAACUGCUGACUCCAGCAGCGUCCACGACGGAGAAUCUGGGCAGACAACUGCUGCUCUAUCUGCGCAAGAAACACUGGAUCAGUGUAGCCACUGCGAUCAUCACGUUCAACGCGUUCAAGCGUAUUUUCCAGGAGGUUCGGUACCGACGUCGCGCCACGGUGAUCCAGUGUAUGGUACGUCAGCAUUUGGCUCGGAAACGUGUGCGCAAGAUCCGUGUGCAGCUUUGGAUGCACAAGCUCUGGACGCGGAUGGCUCACCAGGCGCAGACUAUGCACGCGUACCAGGACCGUCCGGAAGAUAAGAUGGUGUUACUGGACAAGCUCCUUGCCAAGAAGUAUCUACCUGUUCAACAACGUUGGCUGCUCAAGUGGCUGGGACCUCUGCAACGUGUUAUUUACUUGCAGAGGCGCUGGAAGAAGAUCACCGCGCAAUAUAUGGCCAAGCGUGGCUUCUUGUGGCUGUUCGAGACGGUGCGUCGCAAGCGGAGUGCUCUACGCGUGCAGUCGCAUGUCCGUGCGAUGAUCGCGAGGAUGCGCUUCCUGAAGCUCAAGAAGAAGGUGCUGGCGCGUCAUCGCUGGCGUGCGGCGUAUCUAAAAGUCAAGGUCUUUGGCCUCUUUAGUCGACAGCUACGUCUCAUCCAUGUGGGUCGUCUAGAGAAGGACAACACGACGUUGAUGAACAGCAUGGCGGCGGUGACGGAAAAGCUGGGGGAGGCUCAAGAAGAGGCCAAGACGGCCAAGCUGCAACUGAAACAGCUGCAAGUAUCGCUCGAUGAAGUCAAGUGUGAAUCCAAGCAACAACAACAACGCGUGGAGGAGCUGGAGCUGGCGCUUCAAGCCAGAAGAUUCGAGGUCGCAGAGCUGCGACGACAGACGCAAGGAGCAAGUCUCGUGGAGCGCAUCAUCCGCUUCUUCACGUGCAGUGCUGCGAUCUCGCCGCCGUCUUCGCCUCGUGGCAUGGUUACACCGUCUCGUUUGCCCUCGUUGAGACGACAGACACAGUCGGCCGCCGAGGACACGUCGGACAAAGGCGAACGGGUCGUGUGGGCCACGCCGUUGAGUGAAGCGGUCAUGAUCUUGCAGGAUGAAGACGCCAAGCGACGUAUCAGCGUCACUGCCGCGAGUGACGAGCCUGCGUUCGACGCGGAAGAAGAAGAAUUCCGCUCCAAGGACGCAGAUAUGCUGUGGUCUGUGUCGCGGUAUAUGUUCUAAGAGUGUUGAUCGACUUUGAGAGUUCACCGGCGCCACUUCAAGAGCGCGUCGACUUAUAUUAUUCGCGUAGCGCACGCGCAAGUCGCUGUAUUGAGCAGCAAGGACUUAUGUAAACUAAGGUCUGU
Phytophthora infestans T30-4 is the source of this 4100-nucleotide messenger RNA. Its product is annotated as myosin-like protein. Gene Ontology annotation, biological process: vesicle transport along actin filament; actin filament organization. Gene Ontology annotation, cellular component: myosin complex; cytoplasm; vesicle. Lineage: Eukaryota; Oomycota; Peronosporomycetes; Peronosporales; Peronosporaceae. Bases 1 to 3975 code for a protein of 1324 amino acids. Gene Ontology annotation, molecular function: microfilament motor activity; ATP binding; actin filament binding. The transcript has 2 exons. The record is from RefSeq and is a predicted model, not a curated record.